AUGACUCAUUUCGUUGGUGUUGACUUUAAUUCAUUAUAUCCUUCAUCAUUUUCAUCUAAUCCUCAUGAUUUCAUUCAAUAUACUGACCAUAAAAUGUAUAUGCCGGGAAGAUUGAAUGGUGUUAUCAUUUGUGAUACAGCAACAAAGAAAGCAAAAGCACUGGGAAUAAUUAAGAAGAAAAAUACUUUAUUCGUGGCUGAAGUAAAGGGUCACAUUGAUGAAAAAUACAUUAAUGAUUACAUAAACUUUUUACCAAUAAUAAGAAACUUAGAUAUUAUCACAGAUGAAAAAACAAUUGGUGGUUUUAUGUAUAAUUACAUGAAAUCAAACAAUCUACCAGUUGACCAGAAACAGAGGAAAUUAACUCAGUUAGCAUCAACACACAACCAAUAUCAACCAUUUUCUUCUUAUUAUCUUUGGUAUCUAAUAGACAGAUUUCAUUUUAUCAUUGAUGACAUUCAAUCAAUUUUAACAUUUACGAAAAAUACUUGUUUUAAUGAAUUUGCGAAUGAAUUUAUGAACGAAAGACAAAAGGCUGAAUUAGAAGGAAAUAAAGGAAAAAGUUUAUUUUGCAAGAUUUCACUUAAUGGAUCAUAUGGUUACGAUGCAAUGAAUACACAAAAUUACGCAAAGACUAAAAUAAUGAAUGCACAGAAGGCACGCGUUGCAUGUAUGUCAAAUAAGUUUAAAAACAUAAGAGAAAUAGGUGAAGAUACGUAUCAAGUGAUGCUUAAAGAUAGAUUUUAUAGAUGUGAUACAUGUUUACAAGAGGCAUUCUUCACUUUAGAUAAUGCAAAAUACUGGUAUUUGGUUUUCAUUUAUGAUUUUAUGUAUAAAUGCAUGGAUGUUAAUCGUUUUCAUUUCAUUGAAGGUGAUACUGAUUCAUCUUAUUGGGCAAUCGCUGGCGACCCAAAUCUUCCUAACACUCAAGCAUUUCAAGCAAUUGUUACCGAUAAAAAAUUUUAUGAUAAAAACAUUUACAAAUUCGCACCUUUUGAUUUCUUCUGUUUUAAUGAGAAAUUUAAACCUAAAUUAAAGAAUAAAGCUGAAGAAAAAGCACAUGAGAAGAAGUUAUUGGGUUUAGCAAUUGAGAAACAAGGUGAUAACAUGGUUGCUUUAUGUCCUAAGUGUUAUACUUCAUUCAACGGUUCAAUUGAUGGAAGUGAUUUUAAAAAGAUUGCACAAAAAAUGAAAGGAGUUAGUUUACGACAAAAUAAACAAUUAACACCUAAAAAUUAUUUGGAUAUAAUAAAUGAUAAAGUGAUAUUUGAUGGUCAGAAUAUUAAUUUACAACUUAAAAACGGGUCAAUGACUCGCUUAACAAUCGGUAAGACUGCAUUAACAGGAGCACACACUAAGGCUGUAUGUUGUGAAAAUGGAUGUUGUAUGCCAUUUAUUUAA
This is a messenger RNA of Trichomonas vaginalis G3, 1401 nucleotides long. RefSeq names its product DNA/RNA polymerase superfamily. NCBI's taxonomy places the organism in Eukaryota, Parabasalia, Trichomonadida, Trichomonadidae. The coding region runs from base 1 to 1401 and encodes 466 amino acids. The record is from RefSeq and is a predicted model, not a curated record. The transcript has a single exon.